Humulus lupulus (European hop) is the source of this 1513-nucleotide messenger RNA. RefSeq lists its product as uncharacterized. The transcript has 7 exons. The coding region runs from base 686 to 1399 and encodes 237 amino acids. NCBI's taxonomy places the organism in Eukaryota, Viridiplantae, Streptophyta, Magnoliopsida, Rosales, Cannabaceae. The record is from RefSeq and is a predicted model, not a curated record.
AUGCAGGUUAUAACACUACAAAAAAAAGGUUCAAUACCGAGAACAUUAUACCGACAACAUGUCCUCGGUAUAGACAUUUCAUAUGCGCGGGACAUUUUCGCGGUUCUGAAUAGGUUUAGUUGCUAUACCGAGGACCUAUACCGAGAACAUGUUCUCGGUAUAGGGUUUAUAAAUAUCACACUCAGCCGCGAAGCCCCUUCUCCUUCCUCUCUGGUUUCUCUGGGUUUUCUCCGAAACCUCCGCCUCCCUCCGCCGAUUAUAGUCGUUUUCCUCCAUAAAAGCUCGGUUUUAAGCCCCAAAAUUGCCAAGGGUGAAGGAAUUUCUGUGUAUUUGUUGAAGGUUGGGUAUUCGGUUUUUGUUGGAUUAUAGGGAUUGCUAGCAAGAUAUUGAAGGCAUUGCGCCUCCAAGUAAACGUGGACGCCAUAAGGGAUUGAACACGCGGGAAAAGAGGGAACAGUUGGGGCGUCCUCUCCCUCUCGAGUGGGAUGUGCGGGGGAGAACAUAUAAAGAGAUCGGAGAGUACAGCUCAAAUUUCUCAAGAGAGCUCGGAUUACUUGUUCGACAGUACACAGAUCCGGACUGUCCUCAAUGGUCAAAAGUACCAAAUGCCUCGAAAGAAAGAAUACUUGCACAUUUGGAAGAUGAUUUGUUUGAUAUUGGGCGUACUAGAUAUGGAGAAGGGCAUAUGCCUGGGAUCUUGAGAGGCAUUGAUACUUCGUGUGCUAAAAAGUAUUCUGACUGGAAGUACGAUAUUAAAGAGCACUUAACGAUUAAUGGGCCACAAAAUCGUUAUGGUGGUUGCACGGAUACGCAGUGGCAAAAAGCAAUUGAUUUUUUCCGUCGCCCAGAAAUUACGAAACGUUCUGUGGUCAACAAGGAAAAUAGAAAGAAAUUGAAAGAGCUUAGCUAUGGAGGUUCUCAGUCAAUCCCAGCCUUACGCUAUAAAAAGCGCAAUUUAGAGACUGGGCAACUUGAGUCCAUCCCGGAUAGCUGGAUGGAUACUCACCAUAAAUCAGGCACAGGGUGGGUGACAGAGACAGCAAAAAAUACUUGGGAGGAAUUGCGUGCAUACCGCGACACACAGCAGACACAGGCAACUGAUACUGAGAGUUCCACACCAGUUUCGAGUGCGCCUGAAGAUGAAGACAUAUCUUUGGUACAAAAUGUCUUCGGAAAACGACGGGGCCACCAGAAAGGAUAUGGACGUAUCCUUAACAUAAGGGACCGAACUCCAUUUGAUUUUCGUCCUUCACAAACUAGAGAUGAAGAGUUGUCUGAGAUGAGAGAGCGUCUUCGACAGUUAGAGGAGCAUGUCCGGACUCAUUGUAUCACCCCGGGAUCUCAAUCUGCCCCACCACCACCACCCGAUGAUCCUGAUGUUGGAGCACCGACUCAGUAGGACUUAUGUAUGAAUUUUAUUACAAUUGACUAUUACAUUAUCAUGUUUAAGACAAGUCUUUAUUUUAAUUCAACGAAUACACUCUUAUGUUUUUUUUUAUAUCUUUAAUAUAAG